Messenger RNA from Cygnus atratus (black swan), 1046 nucleotides. It is a transcript of the gene PYCR3, whose product is annotated as pyrroline-5-carboxylate reductase 3. Gene Ontology annotation, molecular function: pyrroline-5-carboxylate reductase activity. Gene Ontology annotation, biological process: L-proline biosynthetic process. The record is from RefSeq and is a predicted model, not a curated record. The transcript has 6 exons. Lineage: Eukaryota; Metazoa; Chordata; Aves; Anseriformes; Anatidae. Bases 22 to 837 code for a protein of 271 amino acids.
GGGGGGGGGUGCGGGUUCGGGAUGGAGGCGGCGGAGCUGCGGGUGGGCUUCGUGGGCGCGGGGCGCAUGGCGGGGGGCAUGGCCAGGGGGCUGCUGCGGGCAGGGAAGGUGCCAGCCAGCAGCAUCCUGGCCAGCGCGCCCUCGGACAGGAACCUGGACGCCUGGCGGGAUUUGGGCUGCCGGACCACGCACUGCAACCUGGAGGUGCUGCAGGAGAGCACCCUGGUCUUCCUGGCCACCAAGCCCCACAUCCUGCCGGGCGUCCUGCAGGAGAUCCGGCCCGCCGUCGGGCCCCACCACGUCGUCGUCUCGCUGGCGGCCGGCGUCACCCUCCAGAAGCUGCAGCGGCUGCUCCCCGCCGGGACCAAGGUGCUGCGGCUCAUGCCCAACCUGCCGUGCGUGGUGCAGGCGGGGGCCAUGGUGUUCGCCCGGGGCAGCGGGGCCAGCGACGAGGAUGCCGCCCUGCUCCAGAACCUCCUGACCUCCUGCGGGCUCUGCGAGGAGGUGCCCGAGUCCUACAUCAACAUCCACACCGGCCUCAGCGGCAGCGGGGUCGCCUACGUGUACCUCUUUGCCGAAGCCCUGGCCGAGGGGGCCGUGAAGAUGGGGAUGCCGGGAGGCUUGGCCAGCAGGAUCGCGGCCCAGACGCUGCUGGGCGCGGCAAAGAUGAUGCUGGAGACGGGGGAGCACCCGGCCAAGCUGCGCGGGGACGUCUGCACGCCCGGCGGCACCACCGUCCACGCGCUGCACCAGCUGGAGAAGGGCGCGCUGCGCGCCACCGUCAUGAACGCCGUGGAGGCUGCCACCAAGCGAGCCUGCGACGUGGGCGAGGACUAGGGGCCGGGUUGGGGACGGCCACCUCCGUCCCGUCCCCCGGUGCCAGGGACCAGAGCUGCUGCUGCUUCUCGUCCUCCGGCCGUGGUGACCCCAGACCAAAGCCCUGCGGGGACCUCGAGCCCUCGGGAGAACCUGGCCGGAGGUGGGAGGUGCCCACGCGGCUGGCCACCGCUGCAGGGCUGGGACCCAAUAAAGGUGGGCAGCACGGA